AUGUCUGCUGCGUUCGCAGGGCUGCGACUAGCCGGUUCAACCUUUGGUCGACAAUGCAUUCCUAAGCAACACCUCUCACAAAGAUGUUUCUCAAACGGCGCGUUUUUCACUAGGAAAUUUCCUAAAUCCCCAACUCUGCUUGCUCGUAGGCAGUUUACCUUUACUUCCAAGAAUCCGAUCCUUGAGACGGCGGGCGCAGGUACGAAGGUGGCUGAGUCGCCAUUGGGUGGGCUUGCAGAUGGAUUUGCGGCGGGAAAGCAGGCGCUCAAGGACGCCGCCCAUGUGAAAAGACGCUCUUUCUUCCCGGAGACGAGCAGUAAGGCAGUUGGUUACUGGCUCAUUGGAUCUGCGGGUUUGGUUUUUGGUAUUGUGGUUCUUGGCGGUUUGACUCGUCUUACUGAGUCCGGUCUUUCAAUUACAGAAUGGAAGCCGGUCACCGGUACUCUUCCCCCACUGACAGCGGCGGACUGGGAAGAAAAUUUCUCGAAAUACCGCAAUUCGCCCGAGUACCGCAUCUUAAAUCCCAACAUGACCCUUGAUGAAUACAAGUUCAUCUAUUAUAUGGAAUGGUCGCACCGCCUCCUCGGCCGUUUCAUCGGCCUCUCCUUCGUCCUCCCUGGUCUCUACUUCGUUGCCCGCCGCCGCGUCUCCGCACGCAUGGCAGCGCGCAUCGCCGGAAUCUCAGCUCUCAUCGGCUUCCAAGGUUUCAUUGGCUGGUGGAUGGUUAAGAGCGGUAUCCAAGACGACCUCUUCCAGAAACCUGGCUCCCACCCACGCGUCAGUCAGUACCGUCUCACCGCACACUUGGGCGCCGCAUUCGCUGUAUAUGCUGCCAUGCUCUGGAACGGCCUCUCCGUCCUCCGUGAAAACCGCCUCCUGAACCCAGACCCCAAGGCCGCACUCGCCGAAUACAAAGCCCUCGCAAACCCCAACCUGCGCAUAUUCCGCGGCAGCGUCGCCGUCGUCAUGGCCAUGGUCUUCCUUACCGCCAUGUCCGGCGGUCUUGUCGCCGGCCUCGACGCAGGACUCAUCUACAACGAGUUCCCUAGGAUGGGAACCGGCCUCAUGCCGCCAACCAAAGAGAUGUUCGACCCCUUCUACUCCCACACCUCGGACAAGUCCGACCUCUGGUGGCGCAACAUGCUUGAGAACCCCACCACCGUGCAGUUUGACCACCGUGUUCUCGCCACCACCACCUUCUCGCUGAUCGUUGCGCUCUUCGCCUACAGCCGCUACAACCCCAAGGUUGCGGCGGCGCUGACAAAGCGCGCAAAGGUCGGCACUAUGGGAGUGCUCCAUCUGGCGAUCCUGCAGGUGCUGCUGGGCAUCACGACGCUUAUAUAUGUGGUGCCGACGCACUUGGCGGCCACGCAUCAGGCGGGUAGCUUGGCGCUGCUGACGGGGACGAUUGUGCUUGGGAGUCGGGUGUGGCUGCCGAGAUAUGCGGCGAGGGUGGCGAGUAAGAGGCUUGAGAUGUUGAGUGCUGGUGCGAAGGGGUUGAAGCUCCCGGUUAAGCCGAAUGUUGUUAAGGCGGAGGGGUUGUAG
Messenger RNA from Morchella importuna, 1545 nucleotides. RefSeq lists its product as uncharacterized. Gene Ontology annotation, biological process: heme A biosynthetic process. The record is from RefSeq and is a predicted model, not a curated record. Gene Ontology annotation, molecular function: oxidoreductase activity, acting on NAD(P)H, heme protein as acceptor. The transcript has 2 exons. The coding region runs from base 1 to 1545 and encodes 514 amino acids. Lineage: Eukaryota; Fungi; Ascomycota; Pezizomycetes; Pezizales; Morchellaceae. Gene Ontology annotation, cellular component: mitochondrial inner membrane.